This is a messenger RNA of Saccostrea cuccullata (small rock oyster), 1542 nucleotides long. RefSeq names its product lim and transglutaminase domain protein ltd-1-like. The transcript is spliced from 5 exons. The record is from RefSeq and is a predicted model, not a curated record. The annotation marks the transcript as partial. NCBI's taxonomy places the organism in Eukaryota, Metazoa, Mollusca, Bivalvia, Ostreida, Ostreidae.
UCAGGUCUAACAAUCAUCCGUACAAACGACUAUUUCUUCCUUACGGAGGCAGAAGAGUUUAUCUACAAUUGUUAUCCCAAUGACUCGAAAUGGCAGCUUCUUACUAGGCCAUUCUCCAAACAGGACUUCAUAGACAUUGCACAUUGUAGAAGAAACUUUUUUCAGAAUCACUACAAAUUAACAACACCGAAUAAAUGUCUCCAUACAUCUAUUCGUGGAGUAUGCGAAAUUGGAAUAAAAAGGCUAGACAAGGAGGAAAGUUUGUACGCAUACAACUUGUAUUUCAAUGAUGAGGAAUCAAAUUCAGUCAUGUCUUCUGAAAUCCAGCUAGAGAGAUACGUAGCAAUAUUUAAUGAAGGGUCCUCAACUAGAUUCCGAGUUCGAUUUCCGAAUGAAGGGAUAUAUAAGUUAGAGGUCUUUGGUGAUGACUCUCCCCUUUGUGAUUUCAAACUUGAGUGUAACGAGGAUGUUAACUAUAUAAAACCAUUUCCUUAUAAUCCAGAUUAUGGAUUUGGUCCCAACUCCAUAACGGAAGAGGCGGGGCUCCGAGCGGAGUCUCACAAGACGGGUUUCAUCGAUAUCAAACAAACAAUGAAUUUCAACGUUAUAUUUAAUAUAACAAAGAAAGUGGUAGUCCAAACAAUCUUGAUACACGAUAAUAUGGAACAAGAGACUAGACAUGUCACUCAUAAGAUAAAAAGCCAUAAGCUGGAUAUUAAUGUUCAUUUGCCUCAAAAAAGAGAAUAUGCGCUUCAGAUCAACGCUAAAGACAGAGAUUCCGAUGGUUCAUUUAAGAAUGCCUGCAACUACCUUUUGACAUCGGAAAAUAUCAACAAAAAGCGAAAACCCUACGAGAAUCCGAUAGAAAAACGAAUUAGGAAGGCAUUACAGGAUUUCACCUGUUCCAAUAAUUUAGAGGCUCUCCAAAAGGCUCUUGAUGACUUCGAUAAAAUGGAUUUAGAAGACAAAGGAGAUCGGCAAAAUGCAGAAGAUAGAUUGGCGUACCUGACUCUGCGAAAAGAACUGAAAGAUGCAAUUGCAAGAAGGAAUGGUGAGAAACUAGAAGAAGCAAUAGAAAAUGCGAAAUCAUCUGAGUAUGCGUCCGAUCUUGAGAAUCUUAUCGAGGAAGCAGAUGAUUUGUUAUCACAGUUGCAAAAGCUAAAGAUAUUUUCUCACGAAAUUCUCCAAAUGAAGCAGACGACAAUCUCUGAAAUUCAGACCUAUAAACACCCCAAAUCGUUAGCUUAUGACGUCAUGAAAGCAACAUAUAUCCUCCUAGGGGAAGAUGAAUGGCGACUUGAGGAAUGGGAGCAGAUACAAGCAUUGAUGCGAAGGACAGGAAAAGAAGGACUGUUAAGGCGCGUGCGUCAGUUCAACUCCACACACGUGACUAAAAACAUGAUUCAUCAAUCUUCUCAAAUACUUCGACUUUACGACGAAGAGACCAUUCGAGAUUUCAGUGCGGGCCUUGCUACAUUUUACAAAUGGGCGUCGAAUGUAAUUGAAGAAAUGACGAAAUCAGAAGAUCCAUCGGGAGACUGA